AUGGCCAGCAUAGAUUCUCAAGGGCAUGAGAUACUUUGCGCUUUACCGACAGCGCUCGCCGCUGUGCAGCUCAUGCUGGAUGAAACCCACCAGGAACAGCGCCUUGAUCCCCGAGACGAUACUCAGUAUACCCUUGGCAGUAUUAGAGACCACAACGUCGCCAUUGCAUGUCUAUCGGCAGGGCAGAUUUUCAUUGGAGCGGCUGCUUCCAUAGCUAGCAGAAUGAGCACAAAGUUCCCGCGGGCGGUGUACCAGGAGACGCUCGAUCCGAUAUCAGAUUAUGAGAUGUUGUUUACGACCUUGGAAAAUCCUUGCCUGAAGGAUUCAAAACGGACUGGGUUUCUCGACUCUCCGCCACAGCCUCUCCUCCAGGCGCUUGUAAAUCUCCAAGCACGCCACCUUGGUGGAGAUCACGGUCUAACGACGCACCUUAACCUUAUAACAAAUUCAGCAAAUUUCAAGCGGCCUGGUCCUGAAUCGGAUGUUCUGUUCGAAAGCUUCUGCGAGGACCCAAAUGAGAGGCCGAACUGCAGCGACUGUGAUCGGUCUCAAAAGGUUAACCGGGAGUCUCGGGAACAUGGCUCGGUUAUUGUCCAUCACGGCGCGAUAUCUUGUCGGAAUCGUGUCGGAAUCGUGUUAUAA
Molecule: messenger RNA, 642 nt
Organism: Cladophialophora bantiana CBS 173.52
Lineage: Eukaryota; Fungi; Ascomycota; Eurotiomycetes; Chaetothyriales; Herpotrichiellaceae
Exons: 2
Coding region: 1-642 (213 amino acids)
Biological process (GO): nucleoside metabolic process
Molecular function (GO): catalytic activity
Source: RefSeq, a predicted model, not a curated record